Epinephelus fuscoguttatus (brown-marbled grouper) is the source of this 1096-nucleotide messenger RNA. It is a transcript of the gene tmem86b, whose product is annotated as transmembrane protein 86B. Bases 216 to 962 code for a protein of 248 amino acids. The transcript has 3 exons. Lineage: Eukaryota; Metazoa; Chordata; Actinopteri; Perciformes; Serranidae. The record is from RefSeq and is a predicted model, not a curated record. Gene Ontology annotation, cellular component: membrane.
AAGGAUCCAUCCAAAGUUCACUGCUGUGAAAUGCCAACGGACUGAGAGACACGGCAGGAGAUUUGAGACAGUAGAUCUAGACGAGAACAUCUGAGGAUUAUAUGUGGUGUUGACCAAAAAACUGCAAAGACAGACGAAAUAGACGGUGUGUAACAGGACAGGUUCUUUCAACUGAGACAUCUGCUGGAGCCCACGACGGUGCUGACUCUGAGACGAUGGACAUCCUUGAGACAGAUGCCUAUGACAGGCGGCAGAGAAGAAACAUGUCCUGUGCUCUCCUUUUUUCUCUUUUGCCCUUCUUUUUGGCCACAGGUCUGUACUUCUACCUGUGGACUCCUGACACACCUGCAUCCAUCACGCUGGCAGGUGUCAAAUCAGCACCAACCCUUCUAUUGGCUGCAGUAGUGCUGAGCUGGAAUGGAGGUCAGAGUGUCCUGGGUGUGAUGGGAGGACUGCUCCUCUCUGCAGUUGGUGACUGCUGCCUGGUUUGGCCUGAACUUUUUCUGCAUGGAAUGGGUGCAUUUGCUGUGGCUCAUCUACUGUACUCACUCACCUUCCUCUCCAGUCGCUACGCAGCACAUUCCUCUUCCUCCUGGACCCGUAUUCUCUAUCCAAUCCUGUUCCUGGCUGGUGGAGGUUUCUACAUUUACAUAUAUCCAUUCGUGCAGAAGACACCAAACUCAGACAUACUGAUUCCAGCUGUGGGGGUCUACGUUGCCUUAAUUUCUCUGAUGGGGGCAUUAGCCAUCAGAACCCGCCAGACAGUGACACUUUUAGGAAGUUUGAGCUUCAUGGUGUCUGACAUGUCACUGGCUAUGCAAAUUUUCAAGGUGACAGCACCAAUGGAGCAUGGUAACACUAUUGUCAUGGUGACAUAUUAUUUGGCACAGCUACUAAUAGCUGUGGGCGAUGUAAAGGCAGUAGAGAACAAGGACGAUUUUGCAAAAUGGAAGAGGUCCUAAACUACAUCCCUGUGGCAUCCCUAGUGUCUUUAGUAUCUUCAUCACUCUGGUAAAAUCUUAAACUUGCCUAUAUAUACUUCUUGUAGGUCUUGGAGUUUUAAAUAUGAACUCAUCAAAUACAGUAAAAGAGGAAA